Molecule: messenger RNA, 1239 nt
Organism: Ceratotherium simum simum (southern white rhinoceros)
Lineage: Eukaryota; Metazoa; Chordata; Mammalia; Perissodactyla; Rhinocerotidae
Gene: FAXDC2
Product: fatty acid hydroxylase domain containing 2
Biological process (GO): lipid biosynthetic process
Molecular function (GO): oxidoreductase activity; iron ion binding
Source: RefSeq, a predicted model, not a curated record
AGAUGAAGGGAGAAGCUGGAAGUACGCUACAUAAUGAGAAGCCCAAGCAGGAGGGACACAUCUGGGGCUCCAUGAGGAGGACGGCUUUCACCCUGGGUUCUGGCCUUCUCUUGCUUGUGGCCUUCUGGAACUCAGUGACGUGGCAUCUUCAGAGAUUUUGGGGUGCUUCUGGCUACUUUUGGCAAGCCCAAUGGGAGAGGUUGCUGUCUACAUUCGAAGGAAAGGAAUGGAUCCUCUACAUUUUAGGUGCCACCCAAGUGCCCACUCUGCUCUUCUGGAGCUUCAGUGGGCUUCUACUGGUGGUUGACACGACCGGAAAACCUAACUUCAUCUCCCGCUACCGAAUUCAGCUUGGCAAGAACGAACCAGUGGACCCCAUGAAACUACGCCAGUCUAUCCGCACAGUUCUCUUCAACCAGUACGUGAUCUCUUUCCCCGUGCUGGUCUUCCUCUAUCCCAUCCUCAAGUUGUGGGGAGACCCCUGCCGCCGAGAGCUCCCCACCUUCCACUGGUUCCUCCUGGAGCUGGCCCUCUUCACUCUGAUUGAGGAAGUCAUGUUCUACUACUCACACCGGCUCCUUCACCACCCAACAUUCUACAAGAAAAUCCACAAGAAACACCAUGAGUGGACAGCUCCCAUUGGCGUGAUUGCUCUCUAUGCCCACCCUAUUGAGCAUGUGGCCUCCAACAUGCUGCCAGCGAUGGUGGGUCCCAUAGUAAUGGGCUCCCACUUGUCCUCCAUGACCAUGUGGUUUUCCUUGGCCCUCAUCAUCACCAUCAUCUCUCACUGUGGCUACCAUCUACCCUUCUUGCCUUCACCUGAAUUCCAUGACUAUCACCAUCUCAAGUUCAACCAGUGCUAUGGGGUGCUGGGGGUGCUGGACCACCUCCACGGGACUGACACCGUGUUUAAGCAGACCAAGUCCUACGAGAGACACAUCCUCCUGCUGGGCUUCACUCCACUCUCUGAGAGCAUCCCUGACCCCCCGAAGAAGACUGAGUGAGAGAGGGCCCAAGUGCCACCCUGGCUGUCCCCUCAGCAGGGGACUGCUAAGGUGGCCUGAGGCCUCCUGAUCGCACCUCAUAACUUGCUCCUUCAGCCAUGCUCUCUCUAAUGAUGGCCCCAUGAGGGCAGAGGGAAGGUCAGCUUCCUAGCAAAGCAGGGCCAAGGAUGGGAUUGGGCUCCCCCAGUUGCCCCUGUUGUCCCUCAUGGGGACCAGGAGUUGGCUUAAGGAAGGG